UCUAACUAUCUAAAAUGGCGGACAGACCAAGCGCACUGUCUGUGUAAAUUCGUCAAUUCUGUUGUCUUGUCUGACAGUGAAGUUGUAGGAAAAUGACGGACAGUGAAGAUGAACUUCCCCCAGAGAGGGAGGUUAAGGUAAAUCGCAUUUCUAUUCGUGGCACUUGCUAACUUAUUUUUUAACCCAGUCAAAUCCAACUGCUCUCAGUUCUCCGCCCGGGCUAACAUAACACGGAUAAACGAAUGUGCAGACCUGCCAAGCCCUGAUAAAGGAAAAUCUGGAGACUCAUGAAAAAAAUAUCGCGAUAUUCUACAAAAAGUAGUAGUGAGAUUAUAUUUUUUUACCCGAUCAAGAUUAAACGAGUCCCCUUUUCCACUGGGGGAAUUAACCGGUUCUUUAAAAUAGUACCCUGCUUUAGCUGGGUCCCUCCUGUAACAAAUUAGAUGCCUCUUUUCUUUGAUGACUUUAAGAGGUCAGAGAAUAGGUCAUCACUGGGACGAAACUUACAGCAAACAGUCGUUUCUUCCGGAUAAGCCAACUUCCUGGCUAAAAUGUUCUUACAAAGCCCCAUCAAGGAUUAAACAGGCACUAGCAUUCCCUCCGAAAUUUGUAUUUUUAUUCAAUAAGGUAACAUUUCAUUGCAGAAUGAUAUUUCCCAAAAAACUGUGAGAUUGGUUGUCUUGUCGCGAGACUGUGAAAAAAGUAAAAAAAAAUUGUGAGGCUCACGGCCGAAUCAUGAGAGUUGGCAAGUCUGGAAUGUGAAAGAUAGGACAAUCAACAUUGUUGCAAACAUGUAACAAAGAAAAAAAUCUCUAGCACUUAAAGACUACAAGGAGUCACUUAUUUUCCUUUUGAGUGAAAAUAGAUAAUUUGAGAGCUAGCCUACCCUGCGAGCAGUGGUUUCUCCAGGCCAGACGCUACUCUUCGAUGGGAAGGAAACCACUGCAAGCAACCGUUUGCUUUUCCAUCGAGUAUGCACGUCCACGUGAUGACUACGAAUAUCCGUCGACAAGACGGCAACGAGAACUUCAACAAAACGAUAGGUUUAAUAAGCAAAACAACAACUUUGCACGUGCAUCACGCUUUUAUUUUUGCAUUUCUUUGCCAUUUUUGCACGACUACGACGUGAAGAUUCCUAAUUUUGCAUUUUAUGGAUAAUGUAAACAAGGAACGAUGAAAUUUAUUCUUCUUUUCACUCUUGAACUUGGAUAUGGUCCCUUGGAAUUCAACUCCAUUUGGGUUCGCCUACAUUUGACAAAGUAAGUAGAUAGGAAUAAAUAAUCCAAAGAAAUACUGAAUAUCCACAGCAAGCACGUGUUAAGGCAGCAACUGUAAGCGUAAGCAAAUGCGUGAGAGCCUAAACUUGCUUUCAAACAGGAUUUACGUGUUUAAAAAUUGAUCUAUUCAUCCAAAGCGCUGGACAACGGCUCGAUCAAAGAAGUAGACGGGUGCUCGCAAUGGUUUCUCUCCCUUUGUAGCGUAGCAUCCGGCCUAGAGAAACCACUGCUUGCAGGUUAGAGCUACAAUUAGGGACAAAAGUGUUGACACACUUCCGGAAAAUGGCCCCUUUUUGCAUAGUGGAUCUACUUAUUCCCUUCUCCUGUCUACCCCAACCCCUUCCCCCCAAAAUCAAAGUUGAACUUUGGACCCUCAAGUCUUUUUUUUACCUCAGACAACAUUGAUUCGGGGGGUGAGGGGAUUUACGGCAUUUAAAAGGAAUGAAAUAAUAAAUGAAUUAAAUUUUUGUAAAAAGCACCUGUUUUAAACGAGUGUGUCAACUACUUUUGUCCCUGAUUGUAGCCAGUCCCAUGCAGACAUUCUUAGGGGUACAUCACGCAUUCCUUCCCCACUAACGUUUGCUGAAACAAGUAGUUAAAUUCCUCUCCCAUUGUUCACAAAUAUCAGCUGGAGCUCACAUGCAGAUUAUUGGAGAGCCAAUGGCCACUGUUGAAGUCAAAGUGUUGACAAGCCAAAUACAUUAGCUCCGGACAGGAAUAUAUUUUAGGAGAUAAGCAUUGAAGUUUUGUAUAUUUCUCUUUGUAAAGGCUGGAUUAGAUUUCAUUUGCUCAUAAAGUUGUUCUGUGGGUGAGGUAACGGCGGAGUUGUCCGUUGUAACUGAACAAAAGGCAGAAUUUUUUUUUGCACUUUAUUGUUCUGUAGUAAAGCUGACUUCCAUUCAGCAAAUUAAACCUCAGAGGCAUUUUUUUCAAUGAGAUCGUAAGGGCAGUUUUUAUAGUACAAAGGUGUGUGAGUUACCUGAGUAGUUUGUUCUAAAAGUAUAAGGUCUUCACCUUUUGAAACAUUUCUGAUCUUUUCUGGAGCUGAGUCUCACGCGAAAUUUCUCAAGGUCCAAAGUGCACUUCCCAGAUCUGGAAGUGUGGUGUAAUUGGUCUACCAUUUUUACAGCUCUAGUCCGCAGACGUUUGUGGGGCAGGAAUACGUGACGAACCUCUGAGAACAUCUGCAUAGGAGGCUAAUUGAGAGCAUGUUUGAAGGGCAUUAGAUUGAAUGUUUAUUUAUUGUUCUCUUUUUUUGUAGGAUUUUACAUUUAAACAAAUGAGAAAAAUCCGAAUGUUUGAGGCACCUGAAAGUUUGCCCACUCCUCGCUGCAGUUUACUUGCUGUGUCAUCAAAGUUUGGCCUGACAUUUGUGGGUUGCCCAACAGGUAAACUACAUGAUUGGCUGUACAGCUGUAGCAUGUGAUAUCGAAUAAUUAUGUGUUAUGAGAAAGGUUGUCAGCUGGUGGGUAGCAAUAUAUUGAAGGUUAUCCAUCAAGUGCAUGUACACUGUAGUUGUUAACAUUUAUUCAUUUUUUAUUUUUAUUUUUUUCACUUUUUUGGAAACCUUUUCUGGACAGAGAAAACAGACUUAUUCAUACCCCUGCACUUUUGCAUAUUAAUUAGUUGAAAGAUAAGUGGGUUUAUGGCAAACCUGCUUCUUAUUUGUAUUAAAGUACAUGUAAUUGGAAUACUGAGACUGAGAAAAUUGGAAUACAGUUCAUUUAAGUAGCUAUUUCAGUUUUUUGACUGUCAGUCAAAAAAAUUAACAUGUGUUUCAGCCCAAUACUCACAAGGUAUCCUUGUUUCUUGUAGAAAAGUUGACGAUGUGAAUUGACAUAUAACAGAAAUAAUAUUAAUCAUAUUAUGAACUGCAGAUAAAGAUCCUCGCAGUUGUGAAAAAUCUAAUCGAACCACUUUUAGAUAAAAGUGCAUUAAUUUCAGACUUCAUCAUUUUAUUUAGAUAUUGACCAACCAUGUUGAUAGCAUGUUUAUUCAUUGUUUUUAUGACCCUUAAAACGCUCUCGAGAUUGUAGAAUUUGUUCAAACUUUCCCAUAAUCGAGAUAACUAAGGGAGGUACAAGGUCCUUAAGCAAUUUCUGAAAAAAAUACUUCUGGUACUGAGAAAUAUAAAGGCUGUAAUGUCAUGAUUUACAUAAUGUAAUGUAUAUGUUAUAUACUGUAAUGAUUUACGUAAUAAUUUGUUAUCAAAUCAUGCUGAUGACACUUGAUUGACUAUAGUAUUCAUUGCAUUGCAUUAUCAUUGUUAUGAUUUGUUUGUUUGUUUGUUUGUUUUAUUAUUUUUUUUUUUUUAUGUUUAAGCUUUUGCAAUACUGUAACUACAUAAUUAUAGUCAUGCAAAUAAAGCUUAUGUUGUUGGUGUUGUUGCUAGUAGAAAAGGUGAUGGUGUCCUUUCAUUGCCAUAGUAAUACCAAUGUUAAUGAAACAUGAUCACAACAAGUUUUUAUCAUCAUAAUUAUAACACAGCUGUGGUAUCCUUUUUCUGAUAUCUUUGUUAAUGCCAGCGUGCUAAAUACUCAAACUCAAGAGGUACAUCCCCUCUAAAAAAUCCAGUGUAGCCACCUUUAAAAAAAACAACAACAUCAAAGAUUAGACUGGAGAAGUUCAUAAAGAUCAAACAAUAUGAAAAUGAAUAUUCUUAAAAUACUGAACAGUGAAUGCUCUUUUACACUGUAAUUUAUUAUGUUUUUAGGAGUAAAGGUGAUUAAAACAGAAACCAUUGAGACGAUAAAUGAGUCUGUAGAAGGCAGUAUGCAGAAUGUUGGUACGUAGAAUGUGCACACUAAAAAAUAUGUUUGUUGUCCUUCCAUGAAAAGAUUUAGUGGUUAAUUGGGAUAAAAUUACUUGGUGCAGUGUCCUUAAUGACAUUCUUUUAGUUACAUGUAUUAUGGUGAUAUUAUUAUUUUAAUAACUGAUCAUAAACUGGUGUACAUCAACGUCAGAAGAUGUAUAGAACAUUGUGUGGGUCCUUCACACUUAUUCAACACUGUAACAGUGAAUCCUCCAUCUUUGUCCCAGCUGAAAGUGAAUGUCAAUACACCAAUAUAUAAUGAAGCCUUGUUGUGACAAAGGUGUUAAUUUUGUCAGUCCCAUGGCCCUUUUUAAUAUGAAGGUUAAACAAUGUACCUGAAGAGAACCUGGAGUAAAGGUGGAAGCAGGCGAAAUUGUCUACAGUGUAAUGACUAUUGUGAUACAAACAGUAAACUACAAAGCCCAAUGGCACCCAAACUACCAUGAAUAUAGUUGUACCUCCUUUAAUGGGCCACCUAUUAAGUGCACACCCUCUAUGAAAAACCCAGUUAUCAAAGUCCCAAAAUUUAUUGUAGAUUCUAUAAAAUGAAACCUUUAUUAAUGGGGCACCUCCAUUAAGCAUGCAUGGCCUCCUUUUGGCCAUCCCAAUGAGAAUAAUUGUCCUAUUGUCUUCACUUCUAUGAAGUGGUUCUCGAAAUGUUUAGUCUGGCUUUAUUUUAAAAAUAUCAACAAAAAUGCAGUCCCAGAUGGAAGGUGAGCUGGACUGAUUAAACUCCAGUAAUGCCAGGCCUUGCAUCAUAUGUUUUUUUGAGAGUUCAUUCAUUCUGCUGAAGGUUAUGCUGCUACAGGAUGUAUGACAAACCUCUGCUGAGCGGCCAACAUGCAUUAAGUGGCUACUCGCCCCAGCAUACCACUUGGGUGGCCGCUUAAUGAAUGUUCAAUUAUUGUAAUACCUUUCAUGAAAUUACAUGUACAAAGCACUUAUUUUCAGGUUAGACCAGUAUUGAACCUAGUUUAAAUCAAAAUUUCCUUUGUUUUCUCACCCUGAUUAUUCAUAGGAGACAAAGAGAAAGUACGAUAUUAUAUUAAUUAUGAAUAAAUAUUAAAAAUAAAUUACCUUUACCCAUACAGUAUAGAAUUAGUUUUAAUAAUUACUGUUUCUUGUCACUUUUUAGUUCAGCACUGUAAAUCAUCCUUCAUAGAGAUUGGUCAUUCUGUUCGAUUUGUUGGUCUUAGUGGUGAUCAUUUGACAUUGUCUGUGUGUUAUGAGAAUGGUAAUAAGAAAGUGAUGGCUCUUUUUGACGUACCCACCCUUUGGAGUACUGUAAGUUGAUUUUAUUUUUUUCAGUAUCUUUUGUAGAAGAAUAAAAUGAAAACAAUAUUAUCUUAUUGAAUUUUAUCACCCUCAACAAUGAUGUCAACCAGGGCUGUCAAAAAAAAUUGAAGUAGCCAGAGGUUUGGAUAGAGUAACCGACUAUAUCAACAAGGGGCCGUUGGUCCCCUUUUCUGGGGGUAGGCUUUUGUACAUUAUGCUUUUGUUUCCCCACUAAAAUGCUCCACCUUAAUGCUCCAUUUUUCCCACUAAAAUGCUCGGUCUCCCCCAAAAAAGUCACUAAAAUGCUUGGAAAUGCUCAUCAUACAAACGUUGUUUUUUUGUUCAUUUACUCUUGAGUCUUGAAAGGUAAAACCGCUGACUUGCUCUCAGUCUCCACUCAGCUGUAUUAGGUUUUUUUGUGAAUUUUGAGUUUUAGUCUUCAUUUUCAUUAAAAAAGCAGGAGCCCAUGGCCAUGGGCUCCUCAAAAACGUUAAUUUCUAUUUUAUUUUCUCGCAAAAAAUUAAUUUUCCGGGAAAAUGCCACUAAAAUGCUUGAAUAAUGCUCAAUGCUUUUGCCUCACUAAAAUGCUCGAAAAAAUGCUAGCAUAAUGUGCAAAAGCCUGUUGGUGGGGGUCACAGCAUGUUCCGCCCCAGAAAAUUUUGAAAUUUCAAAGCCCUAAAAAUGCGAUUUUCAGUUUUUUGGGGACUAAAUUUGAGAACAAAAGAGUGUGUUUUUCAUUCAAGAAAAUGUAGCUAUUGAUUUACCAGUCACACAAUCAAUUGCUAUGAGCAAUGAACAAAUUAAUGAUGAAAACUAAAUUACGUACUUUUGCAUGUAAACAAAUUCUGCAUAAACCUGUAAGAAACUUUUGAAAAAAUGACUGAAAUAUAGCGUUCACAUGACUAAAGCAUAGAGGAAAACCAGUUGGCCUUUUGAAAAACAAAUCAUAAUUACAUUUUCAGUCAGAUUUUAUGAUAUAUUUUUUGUUUAAACCGUUAGUCAAACUAGUUGCUUCUUCUUUCUGCAAAAAAGUAGCCGACCUCUAUGAGCAAAGAAGCCGACGUGUUUCUGUCGGUGCUUAUUGAAACCCCUGUCAACUCAUGCUUAUGAGGCAAACUCUUUAUUACUGGUUUUCUUCAGCAAUUUCAUUUUAUUGCAGAACAAUUCAGAUGCAAAGUUUGGUGAAACUAUGCUUAGCAGUGAUGCAGGUACAAAAUAAUUAGUUGUCAUUUGAUUAGUAAACUUACUUUUGCCAAGAAUAUUACAUAUACAUUGCUGUAGUGUUUUCUAUUGUUUUGUUUUUGUUUUAUGUGUUUUGCCAUAGUUUUUCAUACCUUUUCUUACUGAUUUGAAAAGCCAGCAAUAUUUUAAAUUAUUAUGUGGCUACAAUAGUACAUGCUCUCUUAUUGGCUGCUAAGCCAAGAUUUUCUUGUAAUGACUGGGAAAGAUUUCAAAGUUAUCUGCUGAUCAGUUAUUGGUUUUUAUUGAUCGCAGGCUCACGUCCAAAAUUUCUCAUUGUCAAAGAAACUGUAUCUUGUGGUUUUGAUCAUAUCGCCAGGUUCAUCUUGGUUCAGUGAACACGACCUUGUAUGACCUUUUAUAUUACGGGCGGAUUUUGAAAAUUACUCCGGUGUUUUUGUUGUAUUCAUUUUAAGAAUAGGGCAAAACAGGCCAUAUAAAAAGUACCUUAUUAACCUCGUCCAUUUGGUCAUUACAGGGAAAUCUCAGACCUCGAGCAGUCUUGAUAAUUAUAUUGACCUGAACCAUCAAGGCCUUGGUCUGAGAUUUUAUCCCUGCAAUGACCACCUCACUCUCAGUUAAUAGCAGUAAGUAGUAUUUAAUUUUGUGGAUUAUUUUAAUUCAUCCUCCAAACUAACUUUCUUACAGGAGUUAGCAUUGUAAACCUUGUGUGGAAUCCUGUAGUUGUUGGUCUUUUUGCCGUUUGUCUCAGUUCCGGAUCUAUUUCGAUCAUGGAGUUGACCGACUCAGAAGUAAAAACACGAGCAACUCUGCCUGAAGACCUGAAAGCUAGUGCAAGUAAGAAUUACUUUACAGGGCUCGCACAGUCUUAAAAAGUCCGUGAAUUUUAGGGGAAGUCCUUGAAAAGUCCUUGAAUUCCAUUUUUCCUUGAAAAGUCCUUAAAUUUCUGUGCAAGUCCUUGAAAAGAGCUUGAAUUUUCUUCAACUUUGAAUGCAGUAGCCUGGGAAGAAUUUUUUGAUGCUUUUUGGUUGUCCAAGACAGAAUAUAAAUCGUAGCUCAGUGAAUGUAAAGGUCAUUUACAUAAAGUGCUCCAUGUUUUAUGCAAUAAUUAACUAUCAGUUUAAGACAAGUGAACUGAAAAAUGUAGAGAAUUUGGUGAAGCAAACAGUUAAAGCCUUAAAGUCUUAUUAGAAUUAUACUGGGAAUAUGCAUUUUUGUACAAUCUGUGAAAUUAUAUUCCUAGUAGGUUGUCCUUGAAAAUCUAAUGUGGUCCUUGAAAAGUCCUUGAAAAGUCCUUGAAAAAUGGUUGCAGUUUUUUGUAUGAACCCUGCUUUAUUAAUCUAUUAGUAUAACUAUUUAUUUAUUUAUUUUACAUUAUUUGCCACACAAUAAUUGCAAAAGAUAAUAGAAAAGAGAGAAAAAAAGAAGUGGCGAGGAGACCUAACAGAAACUAUAGGAGCUUAUGAGAGGUUAAGGCCUCCCCGAACUACGGGUUAGAGCUGUUUAACAUCAAUUAAUUUUUAAAGAAAACAUGUUCUUUCCAUCGAAGAUGGAAAGAUCUAUGAACUGAUUUCAUAUUUUCUCAAUAGUUUAAUAUUCAAUUUUUUCUUAAAAGAGGAAAGGGAUUGAGAGCUGAUGACCUCGUUAUCGAGUGAAUUAAAAAACUUAGGCCCUUGAUAAAAGGGCAAGAACUUCUUAAUGUUUGUACGACAAUAUGGUAGACGGUAGGCCUUUGAAUUUCUUGCGUUGUAAGAGUGGAAUUGAUUGCUUUGGGAGAAACAAUUGUUAUGAAACCUUGGAGGUGGCCCAGUUGAAGUAAAUGGAUAUCAUUAAAUUUUAGUAUUAUUUAUCCAUAUUUAUAUUUAUCCAUCACUUUAUUACAUGCUAGAUGACAAUAAUUUUACACUACUGGGUUCUGUUCAAAGGCAUAGAUUUUGGAUGGGUUGUGCACGGAUGCCAACCUCCCCAGGGAGAGCAAAAAUCUGGACACUCUCUCUUUUGCACUAGCCCACCCCGAUUGUCACCGAACCCCCUUCCUGCCCCCCUCCCCCGUACACACACACACAUCGACCCAGCCCCCCAAAUUAUGACAAAGGAAUUAUGAAGUCUUACAUGAAGUACAUAACAGUAAAAUUUUCUUUCAUCACUAAUCCAUGCAAAGAUGUUCCAGAAACUGUACUCUGAAUAAAACAAAUUUGAGUUUGACUAUAAAAAUGGGCUAAGUUUUAAACUACAUCUGUAAAGCAUGUAAAAGCUCAAAAGUCGAUUAUUUUAUCCGGAAGACUUAGUGAUCUCUAUGAGAGAGUGGGAGAUCAGUGUCAUAACCAGGAGACUUGGCAUAUAAUUAUGGGUUUGGAAAGGUAAUUGUUACAAGGUAUUUUUGUGUAUCAUUACAAUUUAUAUCCUUUAACAUUACUUUUGUAUAUAGUUUGUUGGAGCCCUAAAGGAAAGCAGUUGGUUGUCGGUCAUAAGGACGGUAAACUAACACAGUAUUCACAGGUAUGAUAUAUAAUUUGCCACUUUCAGUGAAAUAUUUGCUGCCUAAUCAACACUUAGGUUUAGUACUAUUAAAUAAAAACCACACCCUUUGUGAAACAUUUUGACUGGCCUGUUCAGUUUAUGUUUGUUGUGCUUAUGUAAAAUUGAUUUUACUUUUAAAACAUCAUUGAAUUUUCCAGGCUGUCAAUUAUUUCAGUUUGAUAGGCACGUGCUUCAUCUGACAGUACAACAAAAAUAUUAAUAUUAAUAUUUCAUCAUUUUGCUGAGAACCUAAUCAAUAUCCAAAGAUUUUUGAAGAUUUUAUGAGGUGCUCCAAACUUUUCAUCCCUGGUGCAUUCUUGUUAAAAUCAGGUAUUUUUUAUAUCUGGUGAUUGAGGUUUGACUAUAUAAUUACAAUAAAGAAACAGUUUUUUGUCGUUGGUGCUUUCUUCUGUAUUAUUUUUCAGACCCUUGAGGUAAAAAAGGGAAUACGCUGUCCAGAACUGUUUACUGAUGACCCUCACCUAGGUAUGAUCUCAAAUUAAAUAUUGUGGAGCAAUUCCAUAGAUACUCUUUGUGGUGAAUAUGGUUAAGUCACCAUAUACAAGAGUCUCUAUGGAAUUGUUCCACAAUAUUUAAGAUCACUACUGAUAAAACAAACAAGAGCGUACAACCUCAGAGGUACCUUAAACUUUGAAUCUAACAGGAGUCAGUACAAACCCCCCCAUGGAUUACAAUAAUUGUUCAGAUAAAAUGCUGCUCCUCAAGUAUGGAAUACACUGCCUGAUAACGGAAGAACUUCUGAAUCACUCCUUGAAUUCUGAAUCAGUCAAGGAUGUGUCUGUAUAAUUGAUUCACCACCUUUUGUCAGCACUGGUUAAAUUGAAAUAAAGAAGUAUGAGCAUGAUGUCAUUAAGCUAUGUUACUUUCCUUUCGCUGUAGCGGUUAUUUUGUCCAGGUUUUGUUUAUGUCAUGUACUACUGUAUUUUAUAAAUCAAAACCAAAGGCCCUCAUCACAUACACAGCUUAAGAGGAUAGAUUAAGAAGCAGUUGUUUCAUAAAGAAGUCAGCAUUCAACGUCGCAGGAAACCUUGUUGCCGUUGUGAAAGUCACAUUCCGAAGCUUAUUUGGUAACCCUCGCUGAAAUCCAAGACCGUCUUCAACGCGCGAGGUCACGAGGAGUCACUCGAGCUGUAUUGUGUCCUUUGAUCUGAUUGGCCAACAUCAAAACAAAAGGUUUUACGUCACGGAAAUAGUUUUACCGCCCGGGUUUGCAGACACUAUUUUUCGGAGGGUGAGAAGCGACAACCGGAAAUGCGUCUGCUGUUCACAGGCUACUUUUAAGCACCCUAUUCAUAAUAUUACUGUGUAGAUUUUUGUUAUUUUUUUACUUUUUUAAACAAGACUUCUAAUUAUUUUUAUGUGCAUGUGUUGAUAUUUUAUUUGUUUUAUUUAUUAGAUAUUUUAUUUGAUGAUUGAUUAAUUAAUUUUUACGUAAAUAUUAAAUUGCCUGACGAGUGUGGUCAUUCCAAAUCCAGGUUUAAAUAAAGUUAUAUCUAUGUACGUAAAUAAAGUUAUAUAUAUGUAAGAAAUUAUCAUUUUGUUGCAAAUGUGCCAACUUCUGUUGCAAUUUAUGACAUGCUUUACAUGACAUUAAUUUCCAUUAUGUUUUGUAGUGGCAGAUGUUUUAUGGAUUGCAUCAAAACUGUUUGCUGUUGUAUACUCUAGUUUUGAGGAAGGGGAUACCCCAAAGUUUCAGCUUAUUUCCACAGUAAGUUGUUUGAACUUACAUGUAGAUGUGAAAUCAAUCAUUAUGGGAUCAUGAACACAAUCAAACCCCUUCACAUUUUUAUAGUUCCUGAAGUUAGAUCUGUACCUUAAGUGAAACUAAGGUUCAUCUUAAGUAAAUAAAAAACAUAUCUUGUUCACCAUCCUGGUUUUUGAACAAUCGUCAUAUCUACAGUCAACGCCCCCCUUGUGACUACUCUCGUAAGCGACCAGCUCUAGUAACAACCACCUUUAUGGAACCCCAUUUAACUGUGACUAAACUUUGUUUUAAAAAGCUGUUGUAAGUAAUCACUCCGUUAAGUGACUGCUAUCACUUUUAGGAUUACCUAACUGGACUUUUCUUUUGUUUUCAAGCUCUUGUAAGCAACCACCAGCAACCACUCAGAGUCUUAUUCAUUGCACUAACGGUCUAAAAAAAUUGGACGUAAAGUUUAGCGAUGUUGACCGAUAUCAGAUAUAAAGACACUCAUUUCUUUUGCUCUCAUAUACAGCCACCCUGACUAAUGUUUUGCCAUGCAAUCACUUAUGAGAGCUCAUUCUUGUAAGUGACCAGCUCUAGUUAUGACCACUUUUUUGAAAUUGCAAGGAGGUCGCUUACGAGAGCUUUGAUUGUAUUAAUUUUGUUUGUGCUACAAUGCUUUGAUUUCAAUUAGCCAACUUUUUUUGCGGCCUUACAAUAAUAACUAUUUUCUGUGAAGCCAUCAAAAUAAUGGCUGCGCGCUUUUAUUUUUAUUUAAUGACAAUAUUGGCUUUGUUCCAAAUUUAGAUUCACACCUUCCCUCUGGGUUUUUGACCUGGUUAUCAUUUCAUGUACAUUGUGUACAAUGGUUACUCUUUGAGAACUCAUAUUUUAUCAUUCCAGUAUACUCAGCAUACCGCUGAGGAAACAGUUUCUUCCAGUGCAGUGAAACUGAUGUCAACAAUGUUUUUGUAUAAAAAAAAAACACCAGUCAUAACAGAGGUUCAUUUUACAUCAAUCACUAGCAAUAAAGGUUUAAAUAUCAGUAGUCCCACUCAGUAACUCAACAUUAUUGUUCGAUGAAGAACAGCGGAAUGCAGUUAAAACAUACAAGAAAAUAACUAGAGUGACUAUCGUGAGGCAAACAAUAAACAACCGUAUCGUACAUAGAUGUACCAAGAUGAAAAAUUAAUUAUCUUUCAUACUCUAUUCUUGAAUACAUUCUCUUCUAUCUGUUCCUAAGCUGUGAAACAGCUAGCUGAGUGAAAAUGCCCGUGAAAUGUUUUAGCAUUAAUUUUUGUUUAUGUUUUGUUUUCCUUUAGGAAAAUGAACCAUUGUCAAUCACUAACUUUGAUGAUAUCUAUUAUGUGAUGAGUGAGGAGCGAGAGCCAGUGUUUUACAUGAAGAAUCUCACUGACUGGUGAGUACUGCAGUUCAAUAAAGGUGGAACACACUCUUACACAGACUUUUACUCAAAAUUAAUAAUAUACUAGUAAUAGUUGACACUACAACUGCCCCCGGUCUUUAUGUUGUCAGUCAAUUGUGAGAUAAAAACGGGAAACCCAAGAUUUCAUGCACUGAUUCAGGUCGAUUUCACAGCUUUCAUCAAAACAUUCUCAGUUUCAAGAAUAUUUUAUUCUAAACUACAAAGUGGUAGUUUUCCGGUAUUUCUCUUGCACUUUUUACAUACAGUUCAUUUUAUAAGCCAGAAAGUAAGCCUUAGAAAUUAAAAGCUUUGAUCAAUUCACACCCGCAAGUUCUAGUCAUUUUUUACCUAUUAGGGCAAUACUUCAAAAUAAACUUAAUAGAAGGACAUCUGACGAUAGACUGUUCACAAUCCCCUAUUUUUUCGUGAGAUUGUCAAGAUAUAGCUUGUCUUACUGUCAGUGGUGGCCAUCUUGAAUUUCAAAUGUACCGAGAGGGUGGGCGUCGGGGAUUAUUUUUUAGUUUUGACAGUCAGCCCUCGAUCUCGACGAUCUUAAGGAAAAAUUGGGGACUGUGAACAGUCUAAUCUGACCAGAGCGUACAUCAACACAGAAUUUAAUUAUCAGGGAAUUUCGGUAAUCGUGAUAAGUGAUAGUGAUAAGCUACGCGUUGAUUCACUCGUUUGCAUAGGGAAACGUGCUCGUUUGUGGACUGAGUCUUAUUCCCUCAAAGAGAUUUGUGUCUGGCAAAUCAUUUCCGGUCAAAGAUUUGAAGCAAAAGAACAAACCAAUCAACUAAGUAGAAACAGAUUUUUAACAAAGCAUGAUCAAUGGAGGAGAUUAGAGGAGAUAAAAGAGAAACUAGGGUUAAGAGGAGGAAUAAUGCAUUUUGAUUUCAUUACAUGGGUUUAUCAGCUCUAUUCAAAUCAGCAUGUGUAAUUUGCUCCCAUUAAUUAUUUUCUUUCUAGGAACAUGGUGGUGUCAGCUACUUCCAAUGGGCUUGAAGCUGCUGUUGUUGGAAAAUAUGGAGGAGAGGUUUGUGUUUAUAUCAGCUAAUUGUGCAAUAAUCUUUUUAAGUUAAGCGUUUUUUUUUUAUUUUUCAAAAGUUAACCUUGAAGUAUCUCAUAUCUUAAUUGGAUGGGGUAGUUGUUUAUAUAAUGUUAAGACAAUACAUAAUGUUGUGUUCUCAUCAAAGUGCCACAGCAAUCCUGUAAUGGGUGCACACAAUCUUGGCUCUCAUGUAUUCACUUAAUGUCGGAAAGGAAAAAAUUUUUUGCUUUUCUCAAACUUUCACUGUUUUGAUUUUUUUUCUGAUGAUGCCAGUUAAACUAACAAAAACAUCAGUUUAGAGUUAAAAGAACCCUAAAAGUAAAGCAAUUUAUCAUAACUUUGAGAUGUCGACAGGUGAAUGUUUGUGAGAUACUACAGGGAAAUGAUAAAGUAUGAACUUUCAACUUACUGUAUUAUUUAUGAGAGGCAAUAAGUGUUACAUGAUGUUAUUAUUUCUCUUCAAAACAGGCUCCCUGGGAAAAGUGGAGUUUUGAAGAAGACAGCCGACCUGUUAUGCCAUUAACAAAUGAUAAUGAUGAUACAUUUCCCAUGGGAUUAGAAAUUGAUUUCAGUUCAAUAAAACAGAUAACUAAGGGAGAAGCAAAGCUUCCUCCAGCGCCCAUACUGAUGAUCCUAUCCACUGAUGGAGUUUUGUGUCCAUUUUACAUUUUAAACCAAACUCCUAAUGCAAAUCACUCCAUAGUGCAUGCUCCUGAACGAAUGGUACCUGGAGGAAAAAGAAAGUCUGUUGUCUCAAAGAUGAGUGAUAUGUCUCAAGAAACUGUCGGUAAGCGUAUGAAUUUUUGAAUACCAAACGAUCUGUAGCAUACUUGAGUUCAUAAUUCUGUGAAGUGUCCAUUCUCAUAUUCAUUCUAUGAACACAAUGUUUACAAUGUAUUUGCCAUGUCAAUCUCUUCCCUUAUAUAAAAGAAUCAAUUGCCAGACGUUAAAUAAGGUAUAGGAGAAAAACAGGCUGGCUGUGUCAUCCAAGCAGAUACAAACGUGUUUUGAGGAAGGGAGGCAUUUAAAGCGCCUAAAAGUUUCUAAAAGUCUUGGUUAUGAACAGUAAAACGUAAAACGUCUAUAACUGCGAUGAUCUUCUGUCAUAUAUUUCUUCACCCCGCAGUUCUCAUAUAUGAUUUUCAUAUAUUCAUAACUUAGUCUAAACCACAGUUACGAAGAAUUGAUUCUCUGUUAAAUUUUCUUUGCAGGUGAGGCCCCAAAACAAAAAGGAUCAUUGAAGCUUGGUUCUUUUUCACUGGGGGCUUGUAAUCAAACCAUCCCCGAAUCUCUAAGUCAAGGAAGCCCCCUGCUGGCUGGUUCAUUAUCUCUUGGAAACUCCAAGCAGCCAUCCGCAGGCACUCUGCCUUCAGGGACUCCUACAAGUGUUGGACCUAGCUCUUUCUCAUUUGCAGGCCCUAAACCAAUUGUAUCUACUGUCGCUUCAGGUGCUUUUGCAGUGGCAUCCUCAAGUGCUUUUACAGUAACAGGCCAGAAACCAUCAGGACUGAUGAUGCCAUUUAAACUUCCACCAUCGCAACAAUUACCAAGUGAAGGAUCAGCAAAACCAUCAGCAGCUCCACCUCAACUAAUAAAACCUACACCCACCAGUCAAGUGCAGUCAAGCUUUCCAGCACUUUCAUUUCAGUUAACAGGUUCUCUGUCUAUUGCUGGUACUGCUAGACCAGUUUUAGCCCAGGUACAAGUUUUUUUAUCACUCAUUCCUGCAUAGAAAAAAAUAUGUUUUUUCUUCAUUUAGUUGUAAGGAUUUUGGAGAAAUAACAUGCUAUGUCACAGUGUGAUUGUAUGAAAACAUAGCAUGGGCGUUUUUUAGUUUAUUAUUUAAAAAAAUAAAUUGAAGCUUGUUUGGUGAUAUCUUGUUUAGGGUGUUAGUCUUGGUGGUGAUAAACCCAAAGUAAUGUCUUCUGCUCCAUCGCAAGUGGCAAGUCAAGGAAUGAUAGCUCAGUCCAAACCAACCCCUGUACAGUUAGCAGCUACUGUCGCAAAGCCAUUGCCAGUACUUACUCAGUCAGUAGCUUCUGUCACUAAUCCACCCACUGUCAGUAAUUCAUCCACCAUGAUCCACAAACCAACACCUGCAGUGCAAACUGUCAUCGAACCAGUAGCAGCGAAACCAGAGUCACAAAGAGAAAAGUCAAGUUUACCAGGAUUUAGAUUGCCCGGCCAGUCAUCUGUUAUGGUAGCCAGUAAGCAGGAAGCCACUAAAAAAGUAAUUAUCUUGUCUGUUGCACUCUAUAUUCUCUUUAUUGCUUGAGUGUAAGUAUAGUUCUUGUUCUAACAGUCAGUUUGUUCACAGUUUAUUUGUUAUAAUUAUUGUUUCAGACUGCAUCUGUUUCAAAAGACAAUGUUGUCGAGGCUUCAGUGUCAGAAAAUAUCAGAGAAGUGGUAAUUGUUUUAAGUCAAGCUUAGUGAAUUGCUGUGUGGCUAAUGAGGAGAAUAUGUUAGCUUGUUUGUCUUAUUUCUAGUCGUUCUGUUCUUGUCACAGAUCAGUCAAUUCAAUGAAGAGAUGGCCAAGUUAAGUGACAGUGUGAAGUCUAUGCAGAGCAAGUGUGCCUUGGCAAAAGAUAAUGAAGAACUAGACGCUUUAAGGAAGGAAACUGGUCUGAUUGGUCGCACAUUAGUAGCCAUUAACGAUACCACCAAGGUUUGUAGUAAUUGGAAGCCCAAAUGUAUCUCACUGCUUAUUAAUCUUUUGUUGGAAGAGUUCUUGAAGGAGGGUGGUUAUAACAAAGUCGCAUGUUAAUAAAAUAAAUUUUGCUCUGUAACGUACUCUGUUUUCUCAAUGUUUAAGCAAGUAGAAUUCUGAAUAAUCUCUUAGAUAUAUUUAUUGCGGUAUGACGUGCUUUGAGGAUAGUGAAAAAAUUCUCGAGUCAUUACCAAUGAACUUAACAAUCACCAGACCACAUUGAGUACAGUUUCAUACUUAUACAUAACAAUGAUUUGCGAGACCAAGAUUAACAUUCUGCUAGCUGAUUUGCAAGAAAGACAAUUUUUCAGUCACAAACACGGGCGACAAGGAAAAACAGUCUAUUUCCUAAAAAGCCUGUCGCGGAAGCUGUUAACUUGUGGUUGCUUUGUAGUACAGAUCAUCUACCAUUGAGCUAGAUAAGAACUUGUGGAGGCUGUUUUGUUAUCGGGCCAGUAGCGUUGGUUAAUGUGACAAACUUCCCAGCUGCAGCCUGGCUGUAUCUCUUUAGAUCUUCUACACUAGUAGGCAAACGACUCCUUUCAGCUUUGUCAAAGACUUCAUCAUUCACCUAUAUUAACCUGGUUUUAAAUUCCCUCGUGGUAAUAGUUUUAUACAUCACAACUGAUUUCUAGUUAUGUUUGCAAAUCUGAUUGGUAACCUUCCUUUUGAAAACGAUAGGAGCAACAGAAAGAUAUUGAUGAGGAAAAAAAGAAGAUCCUUGAAGCUUUUGAAAUGCUGGAAGAUGCCAGGUUAGUUAACAAAGUCUGCACCUCAAUGUACGUGCAAUAAUGGAAUAGUUGUGCAGUUGUUGAUCCACCUUCCUAAUAAGAAAGUAAAAUAAGUAAAUAUAAACAUGACAACAAUACUUUAGAAAGCUGGUUUACUAACUUAGAACAAACGCCACUGAAUCGUAGCUAACAGUUACCAGCGCCGUACAAACGACUUAUUGACGAGAUCAAGCAAAACUAACUACGAAAAAACGACUGGAGAACUGACAAUUUGACUAACAAUAGACGACUGUUAAACUGUGACAAUAGACGGAUCGAAACGCACCAAUUACUGAUUACGAGUCUUCAUACCGAAUAACAUCACGGCUUAACUGACAGACUACCAAUAACAUCGCGACGUAAUUGACCAAUCAGAUCAAUAACCAGAGUAUAAUACCAUCAACUGACGUGAUACAACUCACUUUGACUCUGAAGAUGACUGCCGCACAGGUUGUUGAAACUUCAGUCACUGUCAACAACAACAGUCCUAUUCAGGACUACGUUCACCCAGGCGAUCAAACUCAACCUACUUUUGAAAUGACUCCUGGGUUCAAACCUUUCACAAACCUUUCACAAGCCAAUUUCAAUUAAAAAAACUGAGUGCCUUGUAUUUUGAGUACAUUGUAUGUCUUGUUUGUUUGUUUGUUUUGUUUUUGUUGUUCAAUUGUUUUUGCUGCCGUUGUACAUGUAUUUGUGUCUUUUGUAACCCUGUAGUCCGGCAUUCACUGUUGUAUUACCUGUACUGAGGCAUUCUUUGUAUAAAUUAACAUUUGUAUUACCAAACUUCACACUGAGUUUAUGGGAAUCCAUCCUUACCAUAGGUGGUUUUCAUGCAAUCUCGGGAGACACAAAUAACAAUGGUGAAAUGAACAAAUGCUGGUGGACAAACAAAACGAGCUAAUGAGCGAUCUUUUGUUUACCGUCCACCAGCAUGGCGGCGAUGACGUAACGUGAAAACCACCUAUAGCAUCUGACCUUCUUUUACUUUAAAGUAGUCAUUCGAGUAGUCAUUUAUUUUUUUCUUCACAGAUUAAACAAGAUUACAGAAUUAAAUAAUUAAUUAAGAAAUAACUAAAGAGAAAAAAAAAAGGCAAAAAUAGUUAAACUAAUACAUUGCGAAGCGCUUCGCGCAAAAUGCCGCGUUCGCCUCGCUUGGCUCAUAAAGCGCCUGGUAUGCAGGCUAUUAUGCUUGCUACGGCCAGAUUUUGGCCUCAACGCUGAUUGGCUGUUAGAACAAUGCCACAGGAUGUGAUUGGCUGUUGGAAUCAACGGAAGUUGAAAGCGCUCACUCCUCGCGUGGUUGUUUUUGCGAAUGAUCCGCCGUCAGCGGUCAGAAGGAUUUUGCUAUCUUUUUUAUUGUUUCACGGUCUUUUGGUAGGAAAAUAUGCCUUAAUAUGUGCCUAGGAAAUUCAGAAAAUUCAAGUGGUGUUGAUAACUUCUCAAGAUUUGCUUAAAUUAUGGCACUAAUGUGAGUGUAUCACGAAGUCGAAUCCCUCUGCAGGUUGUUGACCUCGAACGUCGAACAAGGUGCCCUUUGACUUACCAACAAACGAGUGCAAGUCGAAAUACUGUCCACGUUAAGACUGGGUUUCAUUUGCAAGUUUAGCCGGGAAUGACUUAUCUGAACGGGGAAUAAAAGCUGAGGUUCACUGCGAAAGAAACCUCAAUUGCCAUCUGUGAAGUAUUAUUUUGGCUGUUCAAUGAUUUUUUGUAGACAUUAUUGUAAAAAGCUGGUGCUGCUAUUCUUGCAUUGGUAAGGUUACAGACUUGUUGUUUGCCUUCCCUUUUUGUAAAAAAUUAACCUAAACCAGAAAAACUGUUGUCCUCGCUCGUUGGCUGUUUGCGUGCUGUUUGUUAAUUUAGAUUAUUAAAUUUAGCGAGCUUUUCAAAAGUGCAAUAAAACAACAACACAACAGAACUACAAAGUGUGUUUGUAAUAGGUCCGUUGCGCAUGCAGUUUUAGUAUUUUCGUUUCGUCCAUCCAAAGUGGCAGAUAGUAUUUACCUGGAUUUAUAAAACAGUAUAUUUGCUUAGACGGUUGUUUCUUGUAAAUUCGCAAAUUGCAAGUGUACUCACGGGUCUAAAUUACAUGCAUUUGAGAACUCGUUUGGUUUGUUCUGAGAUCCUUUGAAAAACUUCGCGAUAUAUUUCUCCAAGAUUUUUAAAGAUUUUUGUACUGAAAAUGGGUGAUCAGCAGGAAAAAUAGAAACUUCAGUAUUUUAAAAAUCGAGCGCAGCUAGACAAAAUAUUAAAACAAGAACAUCAUGUGGCCUUCUUUUUGAAAACUUUUUACCAUCUACGCCGACAGAGAUAACCUUCAAGAUCUCCUUUAACCUCGCAUGUGACUUUCGUGACUGUUUAUUUUUAGUUGAAAAAAGAUAAGAGCUAUUUUCUGCAUUUUCCUACGUACAAAAAACUUUCAUACUAAAAAGAACAUUCAACGGAAGUAAUUGUGUUUGGCUGAUUUGGCAAAUGCCAAUCAAUCAAGGUUGUGGGCGGCAGACGUUUCGGAGAAGGUUUGUAUCAGGCUCUCUUUUCGUUAAAUAGAGCCUACCUCAGGUUAUUCUUAAAAGACAUUACGAGUAGUAGAGCUAUGUUGUUGUGAUCAAAGUGGGGGGCCGGAAAUCGUUGAAGGUAUCAAAGAAAACAGACAUGUAUGAAGCCUAACAAUGAUAGGAAAUUUCUUUGCUCUCUUCUAGAAUAAGACAAGAAAGGAAGAACGAUCCUAGAUAUGUUCAGUUGCUCAAGGUAUUCACUUCAUCUUUACACAGUGUAAACAGCAAAAGAAAAACUGAAUUUUCUUUUUUUAUCAUCACUGUAAUUUUUUUUUUCCAUAAAAGUCUAGAGCACUGGAUCCAGUGAACACAAGCAAGAUGAGAGACAUCAGAAAUCUCCAACUCUACCUUGAUAAGACUCUCAGGUAUAUUUGCGGUGCAUUAUUUGGAAGCAUUUUCGGCUUUUAAGGAGAUUUCUAGUAAAUAUACUGGAAUAUCCAGAACUGCAUUUGAUAUGAAUGAAUUUAAAUGACAAGGACAUAAUUGACUCCAGCGUUUUUUCUACCGGUCAUGUACUAUUGUAUUCCUCUUCAACCCCCUCCCUACCCUCUCCCCUUUUUCCAUUGCUUGUCGUCAGUAUCACGCGGGUGCCUGGCUGCUCGUUUUGCGUUGGGGCUCAUGGCUGGAUGGCGAAGACUGCCAGCCUUGCGGUCGGACAGCCGAUUGCCAGCCCCUGGAUUUCCCGAGCUCCUAACUUCCAUUUAGCCAUGCAGUUACAAAUGAUGAAAAUUUGUGAGCAUUUUAAAGGUUAAAAAAGUAAGACUGCUCUGUCCCCUUAGCUGCAUCUGUCAUGACACGCCAGCCAUAGCUAGUUUACCUUUCCAUGCAAAUACAAAUUCAACGUACAAGGGUGUUAUCAUUAUUUUUUAUUUCUUCAGAGAAGUGAACAUGGUUCUUGAUGAACAGUGGAACAAAGAAAAUAAACGUCAGAGGUAACAAAGUCCAGGCUUUCUUCUUAGACGAUAUCUAGUAUGACUGAAUAAAAGUGAAAAGAACGCCGAUAUUCCUCUGAUGAAACAGUAUUGUAGGCCUGCUGAAAAAUAUCUGUGUGACUUACCAAAUAUAUAAGUUCAGUACACAGGACUCCCCAACUUAAACAAAACUUCAUUUUUCCCCAGGUCUAUGCAACGUCCAGCUUUGGAUGAAAUUUAUCAGACUUUGAGGAUCAACUACAAAAUUGCCCAGGAUCAAGUAAGUCCUGCACAAUCUGAAUCUCUGUUGUUAAUAUUGUAUGUUCCCUAAUGUUGGAUGUUUUGUUCUUAACUUUGUAUCUUUCAGGGAGCCAAGUUGGAAAAAAUUACAGAGGAGAUGAAGAACAGGAAAAUAUUGUCAACGUCCUGGCAGCGAAGUUCAGUUAACACAUUUAUAACAAGGUAAAAAACACUUUAUUUUCUUCUUUGACGAAGAAAAACCUACCAAAGCUAUGAAUACAUAGAUUCUAAACAUGGUUUCUGUUAUAGAGGUGAUGCGGCAUCGAUGAGCACUCCUUUUGCUCUACCAAAAGAGGAAUUAAAAUCGCCAUUACAGAGGACUCCAGGUGCAUUACUCAAAUUUGUACAAUUGUAUUAUUGUUGUUCAAGUAUUUUACGCGGAAUAGUACUUUUUAUCUUAUUAUCACUUUUGUUUGUUUUUUUGCAGUUCCAAUUUCCCCUGAAAAGCAAGCUCAAUUAAGGAGCAUGUUUCAGAAAAGACGGAGUACCCCAGUGAGGAGGAGUACUCUUGGUGAGUCAGUGGGUAUUUGUAACAGUCCAUAGUUUUAAGUGAAAAGACGUUUCGUUCGCAUGUUUCUACGUAACUGUAAUUAAUGCUAGAUAAGUAAUCUCAGCGAAAUAAAACAUCAGGGACCUUAAGAACUGAGGACGGCGAUCGUCGCUUAAAAAGUUAAUUCGCGUUCUUCCUACGUUUUUAUUCUGCACCUGUGUUUUGUGUGAUGGUUGUCAAAGUAACUUUAAUUUGUCUAUAAUCACCUUCUAGUCCCCAGCCCUGCUGCUAAGAGUCCCACAGUGCGACCAAUUAAACCUCAAGUGCCAUGUUACUCUUCCACACCAGCUGCUAAACCUGAUUCCACGGAAGAAAGAACCAAAGAAACCAUCAGCUUGAUACCUCCUGUGAAAGAACAAGAGAACGAAUCCGAACGUAAUGUAGGUGAUGUUGGAGGUCGAUGGGAGGAAGAAACGCAGUCUGUUGAAGAUGAACAACAGGAGGAUGAGCAGGAAGAAGAGCAGGAGCUUAAGCAGUUGAGUGAAGUGAGUAACAUGUCUUCCACCGGGCCGCCUACUACUUCGGGCGGAUUCAGUUUGCCUAGUAGAUCCUCGCCUCGAUCAACUGCAACAGAUGAAAGUGAAGGAACAAAGACAACAGAUCAGUCUGUGCGAAGUGAUGUUGGUGUUGGUUUACAAGUCAGACCCGCUUCACAACCGGCUGCUGUAUCUGGAGCGUUUUCUUCAUUUAACCCUCCUGGACUACAAUCAACACUAGCGACGACACAAGCUGAACCAUCCAAAACUUCUGGCGGCUUUUUCCUCCCGCGCGACAAUGUAAGCUACAGUCAGAACAUUUCUUCAAUUAGAAAUGCCAUUGAUUUUUGGAUUUUCGUUGUAAUGUGCUUUUCUUUUGCUAUUUUGCCUGUUGCAUAUUACCUAUGAUAAACGUUCUAAGGCUUUAGAGCCUCGUAGGUCCAUGAAACACAUUUAAUGCGUUUUAAUCUCUACGGAAUAACAGCGCAGGGCUGUCAUUAGGAAACUUAAGUAACGAGAACAUUGACGUCCCGGAAGUCAAAAAUGGCAACCGGAAGUUGAUAUUUUCUCUCUUUCAGUGCUCUGACUCGACAAAUUCGUACAGCGGGACCUAAAACAAAGGCAUUCAGAUUCGUUGUGUGAGACAGAAGUGUUCCAUCAAGCGAGAUAUCGAACUUCCGGUUGCUAAUCAUGACGUCUGGGACGUCAGCGUUCUCGUUGUUUAAGGCUGCGUGCAAACGGGCGCAAUCAACAUUGUUGGCGCAACAAUGUUGGGAGUUGUUGCGUGCGUGUUGGCAGUGGUGUGCAAACGGAUACAACAACUCCCAACAAGUUGGAGACCUGCCGUGCAUCGCUACGCUACGCUUCGGCGAUCACGGAACUAAAAAAAUGUUUGUUAGUUGUUGGCUGAAAAGUUUGACCGGUUUCAAACUUUGCGCAACAACAGGCAACAACAUCCAACGAUAUGCAACAGGGUGUGCAAACGGACGCAACAUGUAAAAUCCAACAAUGUUGGCAGUUGUUGGAAAACAAUGUUGCGUCCGUUUACACGGGGCUUAAGAUCGCUACUAAGAGGCAGGGGCCUUGGAUUCUCCCACGCCACUAUGAAUGUGGUCCCCGGGUAACUUCAUAGGAAAGUAAAGGAAAAAUUAAACCAAAAGAAAUCCCUAGCUGUUUAAUUCCCUGGCUACUUGUUGCAUUUAUCUUGCAACUUGAAAUCUUAGUGACAGCCCUGAACAGUGUAAAACAUGUAGUGAAAUAGUGAAAUGAAAAAAUGUUCCCAGUAUACACGUAGUGAUAUACUGAAUAUGUGAAAAUGAUUUUUGAGCUACAGGCGACUUGUGGGAGUCAAAACAAUAGACUAAGACGGUUUGGUGGUUUUUGCUCCAAGAAUCUCACUGGUAGAGUAUCUGGACUAGGGCCAAGAAGGUCAUAGGUUCCAUCCCUGUUGGGAGAACUUGAAUGCAAGUGAUGUCGUAGUUUACCCAUCAAAUGUUAUGUCCAUGUUGUUUUUUUUUUCCUUUCUUGCAGCUGGCGCCUACUACAUCGAACGACGAGAACGCACCGAGUGUGCAGGGGAACCGCACAGAAAUUCCGCCCAACAUCGCUGCAGCAAUGGCUGCUAUGAGCAGGGCCAGUGCAGCACAAGAUGUAGCUCAACAAAGCAACAGUAAACUUGACCCCUCGGCAAGCAUUGAGCCAGUCACACUAGUGGCGUACAAGCCACAAACACAAGGAGGUGAGCAGGCGACGGACUUGGAUAAAGAAAACAAUGCAGCUAAGGCAAUCGCCAAUGCUGCAUUAAUGGCAGCCACAGCAGAAGCUAAACAGCCUUCAACAAAGCCACAAUGUAGUACUGAAUUUGUUUUCAAAUCUUCAGAGGGAGGUAAGCCUGGACCUCCUGUUGUGACUUUCAAACCACCAAACGCUUUAUCACAAGCAUCACAAAGUGGCUUUACCGUGGCACCUAAUGUCACAGUCUUCAAACCUGCGUUUGGUCCUAUUGCAUCAAGUUCCUCAACCCAAAGUACCAGUGGUGGGUUGCAGGGAUCUUUAACGGCCGCUCAAACUGCUAUCCCACCUGGCCAGGCAACAAUCUCUACUGUCCCAUAUAGCUUUUCAACUCCAGCUAGUUGUUUGUUCGCUUUCGCACCCUCAUCUGCAUCUCCUAACCUCAGCAGUACAAGCGGUAAUACCAAGACAUCCGCUUCUUCUGUCAGCACUGCUGCCUCUGCGUCAGUUGCAGGUAUCACACCAAGUGCUAGAGUCAGCAGAAAUUUAUUUGCGUCAGGUGAUUCGACUUCACAAACAGCACGAACAAAUCAGCAACAAGAUCAAAGUAAGGAGGUGAGUAAAACGGAUAUGACGUUUCAUCAUGUUGAAGCGAAAAUGCAUUUUUGAGUCAUUGUCAGGCUUGUGCUAUUGUUUCUUUUUUUUGACAGGCCACUGCGGCAGCAACAACUGCAAGCUCUUCUAUAGUCUCUGCAGCUGGUGUCACAACAUUAGCAACAACAACAACAACAUUUUCAUUCUCUGCUCCAGCCUCAAGUAAAGGAGGGUUCUUCAAGACUCUUGGCCCACCAGGCAACAGUGGCAGUGCAUUUGGCCCCAGUAACUUAGGGAACGGUUCCACAAGCAUUUUGAAUUCGUUGAUGCGUUCCUCCAAUGCAGGUACCUCAGGUAGUUUGUUCGCAGCAGUAACUACUACAGGUUCAGCACCUUCAAGCAUCGCACCUCUAAUACAGUUAAAAUCAACCUCAACAGAAACGAAAGAUGAAAGUGUUAAAAUCACAAGUGCACCAUCUAGUAUUACAGCUAGUCCAGCAGGGAUGUUUCAACAAGCACUGUCUGAGAGCAAUAAAGUUGCUACUAUUACUACAGUAAACAACGUCAACACUUUACCUUUGACUACAAGUACUUUGGGUGCUUCAGCUACGACAACUGCCUCUGCUCCUGGAAGCCUAUUUGGAAUUCCAUCCAAAACUGGUGUUAUAGCACCUUCUACCACUUCAUCAUCGAGCAAUUUGUUUGGUUUAUCAGCCGGGUCACAGUCUUCUGCCUUCUCUUCCACUACCAUCGCCAGUCCCUUCUUCACGAACAUUAAUCCAGCCUCUACAAAGCCCUCAGCAUCGACUGAAGGUUUUUCAUCUACAACCGAAGGCUCAUCAACCUCAGUUUUUGGUGGAAUGUUUGGCAAAGCCACAAGCACCACCAGCGCGUUUGGAGCAGUUUCAACUGUAGCAAGUGUUGGAUUUGGUUCUCUAGGUACUGCCACUACCACAUCAGCUGGAGGUGGCCUGUUUGGGACUUCAUCAGCAACUGCCUUUGCCCCAACGUCUAUUUUUGGGACGUCAAGUAGCGCUAGCACCUUGAACAUCUCUCAGCCGUUCACCUCACCUGUAAACACCAAAGGCAACAGUUUUGGUACUACACCGGCCUUUGGAUCAGCAAGCACAACAGCUGGUACGAUAUCAACAUUUGGAGCGUCUUUGGCCACUUCAAAGCCUGCUUUUGGUCAGUCUUCAUUUGCUCCCACUACCAGCGCUGGUUUUGGGCAAGCGACAUCAAAGCCAGCCGAAAAUGGUAAGGGACGCUUUGUAAGCUAGGAUGUUAACGAACGAUGUGCAUUUCCGCGUUUUGUAGGCACUAUUAUAAACUUACAAGGUCUUGAUGAUUGUAAUCCGUUUCAGUUUUGUCUUGGGUAAAUUUAAGAAAAAAAUAGCGGUUUGCGUUCUUGCAAAUUUACCGACCUGUUCAAGCGCUUCAAUCCAAAGGCCUCCAUAAAGCGCCAUCGGCUGUAGGAUAUGCUUUUACAGUGGUUUGGUCUUGGCCUUCGUGAUAUUUGUCUGACAUUUUACGCUAUUUUUCUUUUUUUUCUUUCCUUUUUUUUUAGCCCUUGGUUUUGGGUUUAGUGGCUUUGGGUUAGGAGGGCAAGGCAGCUCACAGACCAACAAGACCAACCCGUUUGGAGUGUCUCAAGGAUUUUCAUCCCCAGCGGCUUCUCGUUAGUUCUUUGUUAAGUAGUAUAAAUGUAACUAUUAACUUUCCCCAAUAUAAUUAAGUGUUCAGCACUUUUCGCAGAAUCCUUCCUUAUUAUUAUUAUUAUUAUUAUUAUUAUUAUUAUUAUUAUUAUUUUAAAGAUGAAACAACAACAACAUGAUAUUAAUUAUGCGGAGGACUCGGAAAAAAAAUCCGAGUCCCAGAUGGGAUUUGAACCCACGACCCUCCGUGAUCUAGUCGGAUGCUCUAACUACUUGAGCUACUGGAGACUCUAUGGUGAGCAAAGACCAAUGUGUGGGUCUCGACUGGAACCGCAUCACGCGGCCACACAGCCAAGUAAUGACUGGCACACAAGAACUCACUAACAGCAUCGCGCUGUUACCUUAAUGCAUAUCAAAGAUGCGGCCAACCAACCUCCAAAGUGAGUAUAUUAAAGAUGAAACAACAACAACAUGAUAUUAAUUAUGAGGAGGACUCGGAAAAAAAAUCCGAGUCCCAGAUGGGAUUUGAACCCACGACCCUCCGUCAUCUAGUCGGAUGCUCUAACCACUUGAGCUACUGGAGACUCUAUGGUGAGCAAGGGCCAAUUUGUGGGUCUCGACUGUUGUUGUUGUUUCAUCUUUAGUAUACUCACUUUAGAGAUUUAAUGUUCCAUCGGGUCGCGCAAGGAAGAGUUUCACCAUAGAGUCUCCAGUAGCUCAAGUGGUUAGAGCAUCCGACUAGAUCACGGAGGGUCGUGGGUUCAAAUCCGAUCUGGGACUCGGAUUUUUUUUCCGAGUCCUCCUCAUAAUUAAUAUCAUGUUGUUGUUGUUUCAUCUUUAAUAUACUCACUUUGGAGGUUGGUUGGCCGCAUCUUUGAUAUGCUUUAAGGUGACAGCGCGAUGCUGUUAGUGAGUUCUUGUGUGCCAGUCAUUACUUGGCUGUGUAGCCGCGUGAUGCGGUUCCAGUCGAGACCCACAAAUUGGCCCUUGCUCACCAUAGAGUCUCCAGUAGCUCAAGUGGUUAGAGCAUCCGACUAGAUCACGGAGGGUCGUGGGUUCAAAUCCCAUCUGGGACUCGGAUUAUUAUUAUUAUUAUUAUUAUUAUUAUUAUUAUUAUUAUUAUUAUUAUUAUUAUUAUUAUUAUUAUUAUUAUUAUUAUUAAUAUUGUUGUUGCGGACCGCUACUUGCAAGGAUCAAAACACCAAAAAUCAAAUCAAGCCAAAUCUGCCUGAUUAUGAUGUGCUUCCCUCCGAAACAAAGAACAAAACUUGGGGCAGUAUUAGUUACGCAUGUUUCUGUAAUACUGUCAACGAUGUUUACGAUAAAAUCGUCCACUACAGGAGGAAUAUAUUUAAUGUUCCAUCGGGUCGCGCAAGGAAGAGUUUCAUUCAAGAAUUAACCUUCUGGAUUAAGCAAUUUAAUUCAAACCCUGACUUGAACUCGGUCGCCCUUAAAGCAUUCAUGGUGCUCCCAACUUUGAUUUUGCAAAAACCAUCCGCUACUUCCAAAAGCAAGGAGCAUAGUGAAGCAAUAGAGCGUCGAUUAGCACUCUGGAAACAAGGGGACAUUGAUUUGCUGCUUAAAGAAGUGAGGUUCUUUCAAGGGAAAUUUGUGAAUUCCAAGAAACCUAGAAAGGUUGAAGACAUAUCCAAAGCCUUCUCAAAGCUGGUUCUGCAAGGAAAAUUGACAGCUGCAAUGAAACUCCUAGAUAACGAGAGCUCGUCCGGUCUUCUCGACCUAUCGUCAGAUGUCCUGCAAGGGCUACAGGACAAGCACCCACAGGCAGCUGAUAUCGCAGAGGAGAGUUUGUUACAUGGCCCAAUUGAUUAUAUUCCGCCAAAUGUUUAUGACCUCUUAGACGAAGAAUCGAUCUACAACUCGGCAAGUAAAACCAAGGGCUCAGCCGGACCAUCUGUAAUGGACGCAAAGCUGUAUAAGAGAAUCCUGUGCUCUAAGAAUUUCAAGACCGAGGGCAAAAUAUUGAGAGAAGAGCUAGCCGUGUUCACAAGAAAUCUGCUAAGGAAAUCGUACCACCCAUCCUUACUUGAAGCCUUUACGUCCUGCAGGCUCAUUCCGCUUGAUAAGAACCCGGAAAUCAGACCAAUUGGUGUUGGAGAGGUACUAAGGAGAAUAGUGGGGAAAACGGUCAGCGGUUUCUUAAAGGAGGAAAUAAAAGAAGCGGCGGGUCCCCUACAAGUUUGCGCUGGUCAUAAUGCAGGAGCGGAGGCUGCGAUCCAUGCAAUGAGUCAAGUGUUUAUUGAAGAAGGAACAGAUGGAAUAUUGCUAAUUGAUGCUAGUAACGCUUUUAACCAAAUGAAUAGGUCAGCGGCCUUACACAAUAUCCAGAUCAUGUGCAAAGAAAUGGCGCUCUAUGUUAUUAACACAUAUAGAAGCCCAUCUAGACUGUUUAUUUGUCGGGGAGGUGAAAUACUUUCUCGAGAAGGCACCGCACAGGGAGAUCCGCUAGCGAUGCCAUGGUACGCACUUAAUACAUCCAUAAUGAUGCAGAAUUUGAGGGAUCAUUACCCAUUGGUUAAACAGGUGUGGCUUGCAGACGACUCAGCUGGAGGAGGGAGUAUAGUGCAGUUAUACAACUGGUACAGGCAAUUGAGUAAGGAAGGUCAAAAGUUUGGUUACCUUGUGAAUGGGACAAAGAGCUGGCUUAUUGUGAAGUCUAGGGAACUCGCGGAGGAAGCAAAGAGGCUGUUUGGAGAGGAAGUCAACAUAACGACUGAAGGUCAGCGCCAUCCGGGAGCAGUUAUUGCGUCGCAAGAAUACAAAGAUCAGUAUUGCGAGGAGAAGGUUCGUGCAUGGAAAGAGGAAAUCGAACGUCUAUCUGAAAUAGCGAAGAGCCAGCCUCGUGCGGCGUAUAUUGCUUUCACAAAAGGCUGCAAGUCGAAGUUCACCUACUUCAUGCGCACGAUUGAAUCGUUUGAAGUUUAUGUCGAUCCAAUCCAGGAAGUGAUUGAAGAUUUACUACUCCCAACUUUGUUCGGUCAAUCAGAGCCUCUCCCUAACGAGGUGCGCAGACUUGCUACCUUAGCAACGGGUCAAGGGGGUCUAGGCAUUCCUGAUCUGAAAUCCGAGGCACCGCAGCAGUUUGCUGCCUCGAGACUAAUAACCACCGCGCACGUAGAUUCUAUUACUUCACAGAGUUCCAUCAUGGUGCCAGGAGAAAGAUCUACGGAGGAGCUAAAGAGGCAUCAACAAUCACUUAAGAGAGCAAGUGCCAAAGAGAAAAUGGAUAGCAUUGAUUCAAGCCUCUCCCCAGGCCUGCUGCGUCUGGUUAAUCAAUCGAGGGACAAGGGCGCAAGUUCUUGGCUGAAUGCGAUGCCUCUCGCAGACAAAGGUUUAGCCCUCAACAAGCAAGAGUUCAGAGACUCGCUACGCUUGCGUCAUGACUUGCCCUUAGUCGAUUUACCAAGUCAUUGCGUAUGUGAGGAUAAAUUCACGGUUAGUCACGCCCUCUCUUGUAAAAAGGGGGGGUUUGUAGCGCAGAGACAUGACGGUGCACGGAACUUGUUAACGACAUUCAUCGACAAGAUCUGCAAUAAUAGAGAGUUUUAGAUCCGAAUUUACCGCAAACCUCUAACCGCUGGAAGUCACGUGACAAGUCUUUCGCGUCAUGUUUGAGGUUUACGACGUGCGUUUUCAACGUGAGGAGGUAGGUUUUCACGUAUGUCAUUUACCUGAAAGUUUUUAGCUUAUAAUUCUUGUCUUAUCCCACGUCAUGAUACAAAAAUCUUGUGGAGCAAGUCUCUAUCCAUUAACAGAGGCACAAAUUCGAGCGAAAUGCUAAAUUUGAUAAAUCCUAUUGGAUCUUGAACUCAAGUGCCAUUUAUGGCUACUGAUUCAAAUGGCGGCCGUAAAUUUGCAAGAAGAACUAAUGUAAGAAUUUACAGCUGUUUGCUGCUAGAUAACCCAGCGUUACCGUAAAUUUCUGUUAUUUCACUGAUUGAUAUUUCUUCUAUUUCUAAAUGGAAAAAUAAACCAGAAUCCACCUCUUUAAUCCACCGCCAAUCUAAAUCGAAUUAUGUUUGAACGUCGAACCGCAAACGGGUAACUGCAAACCGCGGUUAGAGGUUCGCGAUAAACUCGGAUCUAAAACUCUCUAAUGUCGAAAUCGAACCACGCCUUCAACCCCUGGACAACGAGCGAUUUCAUUUGAGGAGCGCUGUUACAAGUUCUGAGGCAAGGUUGGACAUCAAAGCGGGAGGUUUCUGGGCAAGAGAGUUACGGCAUUUUUUGAUGUUAGAGUUACGCACGUCAACUCCAAGUGUUACCAGAGCAAGCCAACAUCGGAAGUGUUCAAAGAGCAAGAAGAAGAGAAGAAGCGCAAGUACCAGCAGCGGGUGUUAGAUGUAGAAAUGGGUUCGUUUACGCCUUUAGUGUUUGGAACCAAUGGCGGAAUGGGAAACGAGUGUCAGCGGUUCUUAAAGCAUCUCGCAGACAAGAUAGCUCAGAAAGACACCGAGCCUUAUCAUGUUGUAAUCACUUGGCUCAGGACACAGAUCUCGUUUGAACUCUUAAGAUCGGUACAUGCAUGCGUCAGAGGUUCGCGAACGCCGUUUCGUAGCAAGAUAGAGCAAUCAUUAGACUGUAAAAUAAAUGUCGCUAGUGCGGAUAUCUGAAAUACGUGUCUAUAUGCUUUUAUACUUAGGGCUUUUUAUGGACACUGGUUUAGCCGUCAUUAGUAUUAUUCGAUUGUAUGAUCUUAAUAUCUCUGCAUAAUGGCAUUCUUUAUUUUAUAGAAUUUUGAACUUUUUAUUAUUAAUUAUAUCUAUAUCCUCUUCUUUUAUGUAAGGUUAAGUUACUUCUAUUUUUUAGAAUUUGUAAAUGAAUAGUUUCUUUCUUCACUUAUUAUAUAUAGGAUUCUUUUUGUUCUCUAAUGAAGCCCGAGGGGUUUCUUUUGUAACGGAUGGAAUUGUAGAUAGUGUUUUGAUGAAUUAAUUAGAUUUUUUGUAACAGCAGGUUGAUUGUAAAUAGGAUUUUAAUGGAGGUUUUGUAAUUUGUUAUUAUUAUUAUUAUUAUUAUUAUUUAUUUAUUUAUUUAUUUAUUUGUUUAUUUCCCAACGUUAGAGCCUUCGUUAUUUGGAGGAAAAUCUGCAGCUGAUGUAUUCAAGGUUUGUUCAUUUUUAAGGUUUGACCUCUUAAUACCCUCUUGAGACUACAGCUUACAGAAACAAUUAUAUGAAUAAAAAUGAACAACAUAUGUUACUUCACUUAGAGCAGGACUGAAGUGUUCCAUGAAAAAUCAGUUUGUUCGACUAUCGUGCAAUAAGUGAUCAUCAAGCAUUCGAUAAAGAUAGGAGGCUUGUAGCGAGAUUACACAAGUUUCUGCUUUAUAUUAAAUAUGUGCCUUUCCUUUUCCUCAGAAGUGAACCAUAAUUUAUCAAUCAUGCAAUUUUUACUGCAUUUGUAAAUUAAUAUUGAUAUUGUUGUUGUGUUUAUUAAGGCGAGUGAAACACCCAAGCCAGCAUUUGGAAGUGUCCCUUUUUCUCAAUCAGGAUUUGGAUCCCAGUCCUCUGGUGGUUUUGCUGGAGGCUCAUUCAGUUCUCAGGGGGGUGGUGUGCUGGCUUCAGGUUUCGGUUUUGGCGGCGGAGCCUCAUCUACGGGUAAGUUGUGUCAGCGGCGCCGAGCCUGUUGAAUUAGUUUAUGCCAACUCUUCACUGUAAUUGAAUAGUCUGGUUAAACCAGUAUAAGGGAACCUAUAACCAAGGGUGCAUUCAAUAAGGUAAGACAAGACUUCAGAACUAGAAAAAAAAAUCAGAUACUUCUUGAUUCUUGGAAAUUAAGUUGAAAAUGUGAAAGGUUUGAAGGAGUCAGUUCAUAAGUAGGUUGAGUAUGAUCGUCCGGGUGAACGUAGUCCUGAAUAGGACUGUUGUGGACAGCGACUGACGUUUUGAAAGCCUUUGCGGCAGUCAUCUUUAGAGUCAAAGUGAGUUUUAUCACGUCAGUUGAUGGUAUUCAACUAGUCAACAGUAGAACUAGUCAAUCGUAGUCAACUGACACCGGCACCGCACAUACGAUUUAUUGACGGGCUCAAGCAAAACGAAUGACUGGACAACCGACAAUUUGACUAACAACAAACGACCGUGAAAGUAGGUUGAAUAUGAUCGUCCGGGUGAACGAAGUCCUAAUAAAUGACCGUUUACGAUUGCGUUUUUUGUUGCCUUUAAUCGAAGUAACAGCUAGAAUAGACAGACCGCAAACGCAAAGAAACUGACAAAGGCCGAGGAUCGAAAUCCACCAAUCACCGCACAUACACUGACCUCAGUUUGAGCAUCGUGUUUUCUAAGAAGUCAGGUCUGUUGCACUGAUUACUGGCAAAAUGGCGUACAUGUAACAGUUUGUUGGGGUUUGAACUUCAGAACUCGCCCGCCCUCUGACUCGACUCUUACAAAAAAAGAAGAAAAAACAAAAUUCUGAGUUCGACUUGUGGAAAGUGUAGUUCUUAAAAAAAUAGUAAUCGAAUCAACAUUCGAUUAUUGAAUCGAGGCUGAAUAUGAAUAUUGGAUUGUUCAUUUUAUGCCGGAAUGGAUUAUUGAAUCAACAAACGAAAUAAUUUUUCCAUUAAUGAAUUCAUUAGUUCGUUAGCGACGGGAACGCUUGACCUGGUUUGACCUUAACAACAAUCCAAUUCAGGACUACGUUGACCCGGACGAUUAUGCUCAACCUAUCACACUGCUUUACGCCAAGAUCCUCUAUUUGCUGCAUUCUUGAUACCCUCCUUCGUCUGCCACCACCUUUGUAUCUAACACGAUCAGGUCUUUGCCCUCUUCUUCAAAAGGGUUCCCAAGGUCGUCAAGUACAUCCACGAGUGACCUGACAUCUUUGUGGUACGCUGCUUGAUAACCCCUCUCAGCUUCACGAUGGUUGUUUGUUCCAGGUCUAACUUCAGGUGCCAUGCAUGCCUCGAACUCGUUGACUAGCCGUGCCAUCUCAGGACCAAAUAGCAUCCACCUGCAAAGUGCGCUGGCAUUCUCUGUCAGACCCACAGCCCCUCCGUCAUCCUUGACCAUAGCAUUGUUCUGCUCGUGGGCCUGAUCAAUAGCUAUACAAGAAAAUCUUCGACGGGUUUUUGUGACGGUGAACAAACCCUGCUUGAAUGCCUCUGCUACUGCUGGUGCCUUACUGUCGAGUUCGCGCGCAUAUCGCGUACAUGUAUAGGGAGCCAACGGGCAUAGUUGGUAUGGUUUAAAGCAAAGAACCACGGAAGCAUCUUGUAAACUGCAUCUACGUACAUACCAAAGUCAGCAAGGCGGAGCGACUUUUAGAAAAACAAGGAGAAGAAGCUCCAGUUGAAGGGCUGUAUGCCAGUACUGAAACUGGGGUACUUUACGUCUCUGAUGGUUACACCACUCGUCAAAGGAAAGGGCACCAUUACCCAUUCCAUCUACGUACCUAUCACCAAGUGAAACAUUUUACUAAUAAGUUUUACGAUGUAACAAUCCAUUGAUAACAUAAUUAUCCUUAUUUUUAAAGCCUUAAACGGCAAUACCGGGAUAAAAAAUCCACCCUUUUUUAUUUCCAUCAGCCAUGCAUGUAAGAAAUUUUAUACAGAGCCGCAAGGUUGCUUAUCGCGCUCAUAUCAAAACUCGAUAUUAACUAAUAUAUCUGUUGGCUGUUUUCGGUGCUUCUUUUUGUAGAGUCUCGAGGACAGAAUGCAGUUGUUCCACGCUCUACCUUUAGCCAGCUGGAUUACGUCCCCGAAAGUUAAGAUCCUUAACCUUGUUGAGAUUUGAGUGAAGUGUUUGUAAAGCUAGUUAAAGCAGCAAUGUGCAGCUCAGCUAUAACUAAAACAUUAAGAUUUUCCCACCAGUUUUACCAUUGAAAUGACAUAUUUACCUCUGAUACGCUCUCUUUAGAAGAAUAAAUAAGGAGCAUGCUGUCACCUGAUGAGCCCCUUCGAGGCGCGUUACAUUUGUGGCCUUGAGAAACGAAUUAGCAGUUCCUGGCGUAGCAACGUUUGCAUCUGAAAGGACCACUGUCCACCCACUUCCCUCAAGCCAAUCUCCUAGCACCUUCAGAAACGCCAUCUCGAUGUGGAGUCCACCGAAUACUACAACGAAUUUAUCCUCGCCGUAAUGACUAGCCCAUCUCCACUGGUUUUUCGCUACAGCAUAUAAUGGCUGAUCUACGGCAAUGACUGGGACUUGACCUGGAUUCAGAUGAUCUACGGACAGUUUUAUCACGUUCAUGGCAUGUCUUAUCAUUGCAACCGAUUUUGCCUGAUCAGGAAAAAGUGGCAACAGAGCAGAAACAGCAACCGACGAAGGAGGCACAGUACGGUUGGUGAGAGUGAAAUGCAGCCCAAGAGACUUGGGUUUCCUCUUCGAAACUUUCUUGGUUAACCAAUAGUGCUAGCUUCUCUAACCAUGUGGAUUCAUCUUCAAAGCCGCAAUUAUGAGCUUUCAUCCGACUUCAUCUCUGAUACGUUGGCUGGAGGCUGGGCUUUACUUGUAGUUUCUUGUACCGGAAUGACUUCUGUGUAUGACGCUGGCAGUUCUUUUAUCGAUUUCUCGCUAUCAGCAUUUGUUGCGAUAUUUAUCGGUGCUUGUUCAGUACCAGGCGUAACUCCCGAUGGAUGCUGGAACAAAGAAAUGCCUGUGCCGUGGAAGGAAUCUUUUGAUGUUGUUGAGCUCGGAUUAUGAUCAAUAUUGUCCACGGCAGCUGUUGUAAAGAGACCCAGACGAAGAUUAGACGGACACACUGCACCUUCUUGCCAGUAGCGGCGACACACUUCAUUUCCAAGAUCCGUGGAGAUGCUCAAUACCCUGUCAUAUGAAAUAAAAGAUUCCAAGUUUAUGUAAGAUUUCUACGAGGUCACGGCAGCGUGUCUUGGCAUGUACAGAUACUCCAACAUAGAUUGGAACUGGAGACUCUCGAUUUAUUUCGCUUUUCUUCUUAACAUCUCCUUCACGGCGACGGAGAUAAGUAUUGUACUGUACUAGCUGUGCGAUGGUAAGAGCAGCCUGCCCUUUUGAAAAACUACCCUCUUCAGCGUUGAUAUUUGGAUCAUACAGGAUCAUGUUAACAAGGAUGGAUAGAACGCAGGACAGUCUCGUUGAAGGACCCAUUAAAUGAAUACUUAUAGUAUGUCUUUACGGACAAUCGCAGCUGCCUUCGCAAGGUGUAUGGCCUCAUCAUCAGUCUCUUUAUGGACCUUGUGAAGGAUUCCAACAUUCCAAAUGCCAAAUAUACAUCGCGUCCCUUAUUGUAAGGUUGGAGAUCAGGAACCUGAGCAAUUAUAUGUUCUUAAGGCGUGAACUGUUUGGUCGGUUCUCCAUCCCUAGCUGCUGCAGGCGAUUGGUAUACAUCUUCGCUAGGUCUGCUAGCUUAAAUGUAGGUAGCUCUCCCCCGCUAUUCGUGCGCGCUCCUCUAUAAACGUCACGAGAUCAAGGCAAUACCUUCUAGACGAUUGGCUUUUCAUCCCCUCGCACGGCAUCUCUUUUUGCAUAUUCUGUACCCUGUACAGCAUAGAUGACAAGAGGCGUGGUAGCUCGCCCUCAAGAGCGAUAGCUAACAACUUUCGUCAUUCAGUACAUUUGCGCAUUCCCCGAACAACAUCAAGAUCGAGACUAAGGGUCGAAACCCCAUGAAGUGGUUGUUUAUCAGAUUCGCAUAAAAACAAGAUGGACUGGAAUCAUUUGAGGGAAACCUUCGCCAGCUGGCGGCUCGUCUGGGGCUUGCAACUUUUUUGAUAGCGGGUUAUGUUUUGCAGCCGCAAUGCCGUCGCCUUCAUCUAGAUAAAUUUACGUGGGCAUGUAACCCAGAUCAAAACGUUUCCUAAAUUGUUCGCAAGUUUUAUAGCCUGCACCUUUAUCUGCUCGCCUUGAGUCCGUUCAGUUGAGGCUGUUUGAAACAAAAUAAAUUUUCUGGAACUUUAAUGCUAAAGUCCCUGGUUUGGUGGUGUAUUCGUUAUGAAAAGUCCAAUUUGAAUUGUUUGGCCAGAUAACUGUGAUGGCAGGUUGACCCGGACGAUUAUGCUCAACCUACUUAUAAGCUGAAAAUGUUUGAAUUUUUUUAGAUUAAUCGUUUACUUUAAAAGUACUUGUAUCUAAAGUUAAAGUUCAUCUCGUUUGAUUUAACAUUUUUUCCGAACUUUUGCUAAAGUCCCUGGUUUGUGGUGUAUUCGUUAUGAAAAAAUCAAAGGUAACUGAUGCGCUAAACAUACGUUAAAUUUUUGUGAAUAAUUGUCAAAUUAUCAGAUGUUACGGCAAAAGCGAUUUAUUCAGAAUUAGUACAAGCCACUUCCCACUCCACAACGAGAUAUCCACUUAGAUGAAACAAAAUGGCGGAGCUGAUAUGCAAAUUAGUUUCGACGCAAAGCAUUGUGGUUACUAUUAGGAAUCGUGGCAAAGGAAAUAUGGUAAAUGGGAUUCCGGAUGGUAUUCACUUUUUAUAUAUCUAUUCCUUCAUUGUUUUCAAAAAAAUACGUUAGCGACGGGAACGCUUGACCUGCUUUUUUUUUUGUUAGUUACGUUGUUCAAUAUUAAUUGUUCCUAUCCCUCUAUACUCUGAAUAUUUGUCCAUGUGUGAAGGUGUGUCAUGUUACUAUCAGGUGUCAGUACUGCUCCUGCUGCUAGUGGCUUUGGAUCACCUCAACCUUUUGCUUCACCCUCAUCAGCUGGUGGGUCUUCGUUUGGUGGUGCACCAUCAUUCGGUUCCAGUCCUGCAUUUGGAGGUGCACCAACAUUUGGUGGCUCUCCUCAGGCCCCAAGCUUUGGUGCCACUCCAUCUCAAGGGUAUGUUGUGCAGUCUCGGGUAAAGAAUGACGCGUUAUUUACAAAUAGGGAUUUGAAAUAGAUAUACAAUAAUUUUUAUUUUAUUUUAUUUUUAACAAUAUUUAGUCACGGGUGCCCAGUUUAGUGAGGCUGGUUUGAAUGGGGCCCUGUAUAACAAAAGUAAAGGAGGCUCAGUGUUCCAGAUCUUGGCUCGGCUGAACCUGAAGGAGCCCUAGUACUUAGUUGUCCUAGCUAGCGACAAACGGAGCAAAUCUCUAUGGCGCGUGUUAUUUGAAUAUAAUGAAUACAAUGCAAUACAAUAUACAUGGCGAAUUAUUAUUAGCGCAGUGUGGGAAAAACCUGGAAAUGAAGUUGGUAGUCAUUCAAGCAAAAUUUGAGUCUUGUUUCAUACAAAAGCAAAAGCAAACAUGCUGGCAAUUGCUUUGUGCGUUUUUCAUAAGCGGUCACUCUUUUUAUUUUGUUUUUUUAUUGUUAUUUAGGAUUUUUGGUGGUGGGAAAUCCGGUGGAUUUGGACAGUAAGUUUCAUUUUAACUGCAUUCUAGGCCUUAAAAUAAGUGAAGGAAUUACCAAUCGCAUGUUGUAUAGGAAAUUUAAGGUGGUUAGUGUUCGUGAUAUUACCCUUUGCUCAAUUAAAACGCACUUUAUCUUUAGAGAUAAAGAUAUCACUCUGUAAAAUCUUAGGUUUGAUUGCCGAGGAGAAGACAGCAGAAUAAGUGCAAAGUGUAGUCCUCAUAUACUCGUCCAAAAUUGUUAUACGACUUUUACUGGUAUAUUUUGUUGUAGUAGCUCUGUAGCAAAUAAACUUGUUUUACUCGACAGGUCUUCAGGUAGCCCGACAUUUGGCGCCUUGGCAUCUCAACCCAACGUUCCAACGUUUGGAUCCUUAGCAGGACAAUCUUCACCGUCGCAAAGGUUUGGUACCACUCAGCCAUCGCUGCAACAGCAAUCUCCUUUUAGUUCGUUUGGUGGUGCAUCGCAGUAAGUUGUUGUUGUUGUUUUACACCCUACAGUAAUUUAUACAAAUCAUCCCUCUACGACAAACACCCCUGUAGCGUGAACAUCCCUGUCGUCUUGACAAUCCUGUACAGGAAACCGUAUUGUGAGGUAGACACCCCUGUAAAGGAGACGCUCCUUUAGCGUUAACACCCCUACCGCACAGUAGGAGAUUCUAUUGUGAGGUAGAUACUCCUGUAAAAGAGACGCUUUUGUGAGGUAGACACCCGUGUAACGUGGACAUAUCUGCAAUGUGAACACCCCUGUAAAGAAGACGCUAAUGUGAGGUAGACACCCCUGUAACGUGGACAUAUCUGUAAUGUUAACACCCCUGUAAAGGAGACGCUACUGUGAGGUAGACACCUUUGUGACGUGGACAUAUCUGUAUUGUUAACACCCCUGUAACGUAGACAUAUCUGUAUUGUUAACACCCCUGUAAAGAAGACGCUAUUAUGAGGUAGACACUCCUGUGACGUGGACAUACCUAUAGUGUUAACACCCCUGUAACGAAGACGCUUUUGUGAGGUAGACACCCGUGUAACGUGGACAUAUCCGUAUUGUUAACACCCCUAUAAAGAAGACGCUAUUGUGAGGUAGACCCCGCUGUGACGUGGACAUACAGCUAUUUUGAGAAAGGUUGUCGGCAAAAAUGUGCACGCGACAAUCCUGAAAGGUAAUAUGGGAUAUGAUCAAUACACUGUUUCUGACACUGUAGCUGUAAAAAUUUGUUUUAUUGCUUUCCUUUAGCACGCGCAAACAUACAUCCACCGCCUCUUGUGUCAUUCUUUCAAAUGUCUUUGAAGAACAGCGAACUCAAAACCACCCACAAUACCUUUCGGGAUUGUCGCGUGCACUUUUUCCGACACCGUUUCUCGAAAUAGCUGUAUCUGUAUUGUUAACACUCCUGUAAAGAAGACGCAAUUGUGAGGUAGACAUCCCUGUGACGUGAACAUAUCUGUAGUGUUAACACCCCUGUAAAGGAGACCCUAUUGUGAGGUAGACACCCCACCCCUGUUGUGCAGGUGCCUCUGUAGGGUAGGCAACCUUGCUUGGAUGAACAACUUGUUGUGCUCAAUAUCUCUCCCGGUGCUCCUUAUGUUUAGUUUCGCGUUUUCUUUUUUGUUGUUGCUUACGUUUUAUUUCCUUUUCAAAAUUCGAUUAAUUUGUUUUGUUUUGUUUUUUUCUUUGUUUGUUUGUUUUAUUCUGUCUUGGAUUACUCCGAACAUGUUAUUUCUCUACAGAAAUCCCAGCGGCGUUUCUUUUUCGCAGUGGCGGUAGCAUGGUUUAACCACAUUGUUGCUUCUUAACAACUUGUAUGGCGAAGCAGUAAGGGUGAUUUGAUUGCUACUGUUGGAUGUAAAGAGAGCAAGUCCUCGACAGUGAAAUUAGAGAAAUGUUCUCUAACCUUUGCAGUCAGUCCAGUUACUGAGUAAAUAAAGGUUUUGUUAGGAAAUGUUUAACAUUGUAAACACUAAUAUACAAUGCUAUGAUUGGUUUGUAUGCAAUAAAGUAAAGAAUGCCAGUUACUGUCUUGUAUACUUCGCUUGAUCACCUCUGAUUUGUUGACCAUUUUUUUUCUUUGAACUUUGAUUUGUCACUGGUGACCAACAUUUGCAGAUGUCAGUAUAUUAAGGGAAUGUAUGCAAAACUGAAACGUCUUUGUUUUAUUUGUUAGCAUACGGCGAGGAGAUGGUGUAACUUGUCUUGCUGAAAUGUUCCAAGAAAAACAGUUCAACUUGAACUGUUAUUCUUGUCCUUGUUUAUUCGAAAAAAUGUCUUUUCAUUUUAUG
Molecule: messenger RNA, 39042 nt
Organism: Porites lobata
Lineage: Eukaryota; Metazoa; Cnidaria; Anthozoa; Scleractinia; Poritidae
Source: the annotation of a GenBank genome assembly